AUGUAUGACACUGAAGUUGCAUCAUAAAACCAUCAUUUCUCAUCUGAAAGACCAAAACACCUCCUCCCUCCGCUUUCACUGUUCGUUGUCAUGUCGUCCGGAGAAGGUACUUCGCACAACCGCACAUCCCUCGACAAGAGACCGAUCGAAACGUGCCAUAAAGAUUAUCAGCGUUCGGUAUAUCAGCGUUCGGUAUAUCAUUCAAAUGAAUCAGUUGGUAAGAAGUAAACGGUAUGAUGAUGAUCAGUUUGAGCAAGUGGAAGCCAUCUGCGACGUUCUCAUCGCCGCAGAGAACCGGCUUCCAAACGGGUUAAAGGAUUAUUACGGCAUGAUUAGGGCGAACCGAUUCGGACCGGUUUUAUUGGAGGACUUCGAGAAAUUGAUGAAGCUUCUUGAUAAGACGCAUAACCAUUUCCCAUUUAGCCAAGAAGCUGCUGAUAAAGCCUCGCUAGCUUGGUCUUUGCUGUCUAAGCCACCCAUCAAGGCCCAUUACGAUCUCGCUAUCUUCGCAUUUUGCGGAGAGUGUAGCAAAGGAAAACGAAAGAUGGGUUUUCAUGAAUCCUUUAUCCCCAAGAAACAAAUUGAGGUGGUGGUUAUUUCUGAUGACGAUGACGACGACUACGACGAUCGAGUACGGCCAUAAGAUUAUUUCAAUGGCUCGAACUGCGAGACUAUGCGUAGUUAAUGGAAAGAGAGUGAAAAGGAUACCAUUGAAGAAGAAGAAAACUUAAGGACAACGUUUAAGUCCUGUCCAGCCUUAAUCCUAAAUUUUCUUUUCAAUAAAUAAACUCUUGAGGUUGUAAUUUCACUUUUCUUGAUAUCGUUUGUUUUAGUUUUCAGAUUUUCAUGUCUGAAAAUCUAAAUCAUUAUUAUUGUUAUGAUUAUAAUCUCAUCUUGGUUUAUUAGUUAUGACAAUAUAUUCUCGUGCUUAUAUCUCAUUAAUCACCCAUUUAUUAUUACGUACCUUUUGGAAUCUUCUACAUAUCUUUCUUCUUAUUACAAUGUUUUUUUGUCUUUAUAUAUAUAUAAGCACACAACAAAUUAACAUUCCCUCCAUUGGUCUGCUGUCUCCUUCUUUCUGUGUAGCCAUGGUUUCACUUCACCAUGUAAGUCUCUCUGUUACUUCUUUUCUCAUCAAUCAGAAUUCAUCUUCUCUGUUUUCUUCCUCCUCUGAAUCAAUCCUUUGUUUGUUUCCUGUGUUGUGUGUUAUGCAGUUAGAGCAAGGGAUGCGUCCGAUUUCACGAUGCUACAAUCCAACCGUGUAUUCGACAACAAUAGGAGGAAACUUCCUCGCAGGUGCAGCCACAAGCAGCAAGCUAUUCUCCAGAGGUUUCUCAGUCACAAAGCCAAAAUCGAAAAGCGAAUCUAAAGAAGUCGCUGCAAAGAAACAUAGUGACGCAGAGAGAAGGAGACGGCUUCGGAUUAAUUCCCAGUUUGCAACUCUCCGCACCAUUCUUCCAAACUUGGUCAAAGUAAGUAUAGCUCUGCAUUCAAUUACACAAAAGGCAUAUACAAUGUUUCGCCAGAGAAUUAACACUUUUUUUUAUUAUGUUAAUGAAAUUAAACAGCAGGAUAAAGCAUCUGUGCUUGGAGAGACUGUCAGGUACUUCAACGAAUUGAAAAAGAUGGUUCAGGACAUACCAACCACACCAUCUUUAGAAGACAGCAUGAGAUUGGGCCACUGUAAUAACAACAGAGACUUGGCAAGAGUUGUGUUCAGUUGUAGCGACAGAGAUGGGCUAAUGUCGGAGGUUGCAGAGUCGAUGAAAGCAGUGAAAGCAAAGGCCGUGAGAGCUGAGAUCAUGACAGUAGGUGGAAGAACCAAGUGUGCCUUGUUUGUUCAUGGUGUAAAUGGGAAUGAAGGAUUGGUCAAGCUCAAGAAAUCGUUGAAACCUGUAGUGAAUGGUAAAUCAUCAUCAGAGGCGAAAAACAACAACAUUGGAGGAUCGUUGUUGACUCAGCAGCAAUGAGUGUUUUG
Arabidopsis lyrata subsp. lyrata is the source of this 1978-nucleotide messenger RNA. Its product is annotated as transcription factor bHLH131. Gene Ontology annotation, biological process: regulation of DNA-templated transcription. The record is from RefSeq and is a predicted model, not a curated record. Gene Ontology annotation, molecular function: DNA-binding transcription factor activity; protein dimerization activity. Lineage: Eukaryota; Viridiplantae; Streptophyta; Magnoliopsida; Brassicales; Brassicaceae.